AUGACUACACGACUACUUCAUCCCGAUGAAUGGGAGCUUGCCUCACGAUCCUCAAUUGAUUCACAGGGGACGUUCAACCUCGAUGAAGCCGAUUUUGAAGCACAGGUCCCUUAUUCAUCCAAAUUUGGCGAACGUCAACUGCCCUGGCUGUCUCGAAUCUUUUCGACGGCAGCAGCGGGUUAUCGCCGCCUGAACAACACUUCCAGACCGGCACUCGCAGGCACGCCACGACCGAGCUGUUCUCGACGUUUUUGUAUCCGCCGCUGUUGCUACCUCCCCGUCGUCGCCGGCAUCGUUUUUGUUCUAGCGCUUUUCACAUCGAUACUCUUCCCCUCGUAUACCCACCUGCCCGCGCAUUAUUCUACACUCCGGAAAUCAUUACUCGAGAGCUCAUAUCCCGGACGAGGCAAUCCCCGCCAGGAGAAGGUCUUCAUUGCAGCAAGUCUGUAUGAUAGUGGUGGCGAGCUUGCGCAGGGCCAAUGGGGAACACAACUUCUGGAAUUGAUUGAUCUGCUUGGGUCUGACAAUGUGUUUCUGAGUAUCUACGAAAAUGACAGCGGCGAGGAGGGAGAGCGCGCAUUGCGCGCGUUAGAGGAACAAGUGCAGUGCCAGAAAUCCAUUGUGUCUGAAAAGCACCUGGACCCGAAGACUGUACCGACUGUGACCAUUCCCGGUGGAUCAAAGCGAAUCAAGCGCAUCGAAUAUUUGGCCCAGGUUCGGAACCGAGCACUACAGCCAUUGACCGACCACCCGGAUAUGAAAUUCGAUAAGCUACUCUAUCUGAACGAUAUCCUCUUCCAUCCCGCCGAUGUGCCCCAGCUCUUAUUCUCAACAAAUGCCAACGAAGACGGCAUUGCCCGAUACCGUGCAGCCUGCGCCGUAGACUUCGACAACCCCUUCAAAUUCUACGACACAUACGCCACCCGCGAUCUUGAAGGUUACAGCAUGGGUCUCCCCUUCUACCCAUGUGCGAGUGCGCAGCUGCUGGGCGGAAUGGUGGCGUUUGAUGCCAAAUACUUCCAAACCGGCUCGCCGCCUACAACACCCAACCCAGCACGUUUCCGCUCCGGACACGAUCUCUUCUGGGAGGCGUCUGAAUGCUGUCUUAUUCACGCGGACAUCCAAGACCCGCAAACCAACGUCGACGAGAUCACCGAUACGGGCAUCUACAUGAACCCGUUCGUGCGGACGGCAUAUGACCACCGCACCCUCUCUUGGCUCGGAGUCACCCGCCGCUUCGAGGGGCUGUACUCGUUCCUUCACAACCUUGGCAAUCACCUUGUCGGUCUGCCCUGGCACAAUCCCCGUCGUGCGGAAGUCCCCGGUCAAAUUGUACAGGAGACUGUGUGGGUUCCGGAUGCUGCGCAGGAUGGUGGCGGCUCUUUCCAGGUCGUUGAUCGGGUUGCGGGCAAUGAUGGCUAUUGUGGUCGUCGUGGCCUUCAAGUUAUUGUUGAAGACCGUAAGCCUGGACAGAAAGGAUUCGAGAACAUCCCUGUCCCGUCAUAG
Molecule: messenger RNA, 1506 nt
Organism: Penicillium mononematosum
Lineage: Eukaryota; Fungi; Ascomycota; Eurotiomycetes; Eurotiales; Aspergillaceae
Product: glycosyltransferase family 69 protein
Exons: 2
Coding region: 1-1506 (501 amino acids)
Source: RefSeq, a predicted model, not a curated record